AUGGCGGCUGUGGAUAUAAGAGACAAUUUGCUGGGCAUCUCCUGGGUGGACAGUUCCUGGAUCCCCAUACUGAACAAUGGCACCGUCCUGGACUACUUCUCAGAACGAAGCAACCCAUUCUACGACAGGACGUGUAAUAAUGAAGUGGUGAAGAUGCAGAGGUUAACUCUAGACCAUCUGAAUCAGAUGGUUGGCGUGGAAUAUAUAUUGUUACAUGCACAAGAGCCUAUAUUGUUCAUCAUCAGAAAACAACAGAGACAGUCUCCUACACAGGCUAUACCGCUGGCGGAUUAUUACAUCAUCGCAGGGGUAAUCUACCAGGCUCCAGAUCUGGGAACAGUUAUCAAUUCUAGAGUUCUGACCGCAGUUCAUGGGAUCCAGUCUGCAUUUGAUGAAGCCAUGUCUUACUGCCGGUAUCAUCCUUCUAAAGGCUAUUGGUGGCACUUCAAAGACCAGGAAGAGCGAGACAAGGCCAAACCAAAAACUAAAAAGAAAGAGGAAGCCAGCUCCUUCUUCCAGAGACAGAGGGUAGAUGCGUUGCUACUUGAACUCAGGCAAAAGUUUCCACCAAAGUUUGUCCAGGUAAAUGUAAAGAGUUGCACAGUGCACAUUGAACAGAUAAAAAAAGAACAAGAGCCACCAGCUGAGGUAGUGGUAAAACAAGAAGAAAAAGAACCGGUUAAGCCACCUCAAGGAGCAACCCCCAAAGGUCCACCGGAGAAGAGAAUGAGGUUACAAUAG
Molecule: messenger RNA, 741 nt
Organism: Staurois parvus
Lineage: Eukaryota; Metazoa; Chordata; Amphibia; Anura; Ranidae
Source: the annotation of a GenBank genome assembly